AUGAAUGCGCGUGAGUUGCAGUCCUUGUAUGCAGAUCUUAGCCAAAGACUGAAUGUCCCUGUGAGUGGACAGUUCGUUCCUGAGAGAUUGGGGCAGUCGCCACCUGAUUUGAAUGUGCCAGCUUUUGUGAGACAUCAAGGUAACACGUUACCUGGUGUUCCAGCUGAAAAUGCGAGGAGCAGUGAAGACAAAGACGUCUUUAGCCGCAGUGAGAAGUGGCUAGGGUCUCCACCUUCGCCAAAUCAUCAAGCGUGGAAAGGGCGUGAAUCCGAAGUGCUGGGCAUGAAUGCCUAUAUUCACGAGUUGGUUGCAUGGGCGAAUCAAGCAAGUGUUGAGUUUGGAAAGGAGAUCGCUCAGGCCGCGCGAUGGCCUACACAGAUUGCAUGGAACACGUUGUCUAAGAGUCAACAAGCGCGAGGAGUUCGUUUGUUUAGUGUGCUGAAGGCAGCGUUUGCAGAUCAUGGGCGGAUAACUCUUAUGAUCCAAAGCUUCGGAGAAGGGCUUGACAUUGUUGCAGUCGCCAUGCAGGGAGAUGUUUUCGGGAACUCUCUUUCGUAUAUGGGUAAUGGUUUUGAGUUGCUUAGGCAGCUUGCCAAGGAGUUUUCUUUGAGAAGUCGUGCUGAGGCUAUGAGUCUCAGGGCGAUGCUGAUGGCAAGAACGUUUCGAGCGCAAGACUCGUCAGCUCCAGUUGCUGACACAGUGCGUCAGAUUGAGGUGGCAGUGGCAAGGUUUGUGCGUUUACUUUCGUCUUUGCCUGAGAGCGCAAAGGCGUAUACGUUACAUCAUUCGCAGGGUUCGCCUGAGGCAGGUGAGGGAAUGGAUGGUCACGUCUUUGGCAUGAGUGCUAGGCCUUCUGAUGCUGGGAGCGGUGUGAAGUGCAACCGUUGUGGCAAGAAGGGGCAUCAAGUGAAUCAGUGCACGGCAGACCUUUCCAAGGUUAAGUGCUUCAAGUGCGGAGAGAUGGGCCACAUAUCUUUGAACUGUGCCAAGGGCAAGCAGGGUGAUGUUUCUCAGUCGAGUGCGAGACCUAAGGGUUCUGAUGGCAAAGGUGCUGCUGCGGCCAAGGGUCAAGAAACGGGGGUUUGGUGGUACACAGAUGCUGAUGAAUCUUUUUACACCGAGGAAGGUGAUGAGCAAGAAGCACAGCAGGUGGACUCCACUCUUGUGUUAUCUUGUGUCAUUGAGUUAACUGAUGAGCCCAAUACGCGUUUUGAAGCUGUCCUUGAAGACAGCGAGUCGGUGUCUGUUGUGCUCCAAGAGCAGUUGUGUCAACCUUUGUUGCAGUCGUUGGGUCAGUCGCUUGGAAGUGAGUUUUGGCUGCUUGACUCAGGUGCGUCAUGCUGUGUUAUCAACCAUGUGACGUUGAAGACGCUUCCGCAUGAUGAGUUGACUGCAUGUGGUUCGACGUUUAUGGCUGCGAAUGGGACUCCUGUUCGCACAAAGGAUUCAAGUGGAGCUACCAAGAAUGGUGUCUGCAAGAUUCCUGUGAUGGUGGGUGACACUCCUUACAAUAUCCUGUCAACGCGAACUCUUGGAAGGCAUGGUUGGCGUGUUGUCUUGGAUGAAGGCGUUUCUGUGUGUCAUGUGAAGUCGGGUGUUGAUAUGAUUGAUACCUGUAUUUGGUGUGACACGCCUUGGAUCCGCGUGAUUCCUCAUUCAGAAGGUGAUCUCUUGUUGCCGUCGGAUGCCUCAGUUGAUCCUGCUCCAAUUUCCUCGAUUGGACAUGUUGCAGUUGUUUCGCAGAAGACCAAGGAAGAUCUUGAAAUUCACAGAGCAAAGGGCCACAUGCCCUUCCAUCCUGAUUGCGAGCAUUGUCUGAAGUCCCGAGGUGUUACCCAACACAGGCGAAAGUCUGAGCGCGGAGUGGAAACAGAGAUUGUUGCAGAUUUUAUGUUUCUCGACUCUUCUGGAGAGACGAUCAGCGUAGCUGAGCGCCAGACAAGUAGCUCUUUCAAGGUCCUCGUCCUUCGUGAGGCCUUUUCUUCUUCUAUUGGGGCUGUGAUGAUAACUGAGAACAUUGCAAAGGACAGAGGUCUUCUUUUGAAGUGGCUUGCUGAGUUUGGGUUGUCGUCCUCACAGGCAAGCAUUGUGCUUUUGACAGAUUCCGAAGAAGCGGUGAAGUCGUUUGUUGCAGGUGCGUCGGAUAAGUACAUCUUUAUGGUGCGCAAGGCUGCGCCACAAGCUCAUGAACAGCUUGGUGGUGCGGAAAGGACAGUCCGGGUCCUUAAAGAAGGGCUAGCUACUCUGCAAAGUGAUUUUCAGUCGCUUGGUUGCGUUUUGUCGUUUCGGAGAGACUUGUUGCAGCUUGCACUUUCUUACCUGUGCAUGAGUGUGAAUUCGAAUGGCAAAGCUUUUGGCGGUGAACGCUCUCCAAAGGAGGUUGCAGUUGGUCGAAGGUUGCCAGAUACCCCUUUUGCGUUGUUUGGGUCCAAGGUGCUUGCUGAGGUCCCUGAGUCUGUGAAGGCUUUGUGCCCGAAUAUGUCGCGUUUUGAGGCGGCAGCUUUUCUUCACCCGCAAUUUGGGUCGCUUGGGAGCUUGGUGUAUGCGCAUGUGCGUGUGGGCCAGGUCUUGACGCCAAAGGUGUUUGUUGCCAAGUCGAUCAAGCUUGUGUUUCCGAUUGAGCUUGUCUUCGAGUCGGGGAUGUUUGAAGUUUUGCGUCGUCGUGGUGAGCUUGGGCCUGAGAGGCCAGAUCAUCCAGUUGCGCCUCGGAUUCUUCCGAGUUCCCAGGGUGCCUCUUUGAAGUGUCCUGUUUCCGGUCCGCCAAAGGAGUUUUUUGAGAGGUAUGGGUUCUCAGGUGAGUGCCGAGCGUGUUCUAACAUGGCACAAUUUGGGUCUAGGAAGGGCUCUUCUCACGGUCGGGCUUGCUGUUUGAGAUAUGAAGCGUGGUUGCGGUCGCAAGUUGCAACAGAUGACAGCAUGGACGUUGAAGUGCCUGUGGCUUCGGAUGCAGAGGCUAUGCGUGAAGCUCUUUCUGAGCUAGCCGAGGAUGAGUCGAGGCAAGACCGAGCUGUGGAGGAGGCUCAGGGUUCUCCUUUGCCUCCCCCGGCCAAUGGGGACGCUGCUUCGUCUGAGGCUCCAGCGAGGAUUGUGAGCGAGGCGGCCCCCAGUGGUCGUGUUUUCACGCGUGGUUGUCCUGCGUGCGAGUCUGGCAUGAAUGCUCCUGGCAUUCGUCACAAUGCUGAUUGCAAGCGAAGGAACCAACAUCUCAGUGUUAGAUUUUCUGUUUCUGGGGAGCCCGAUGAUGACGAAGCUUCAUCCAGGCGUCUGCCUGAAAAUCUUGAAGGAGCUGCUGCUCCUGAGUCUGAGGGCAUUGGGGCUCUUGAUGAGGACACUGAGAUGCCGUUUGCCGAUCCAGUGUUGACUGGAAGUGAAGGCGGAGGCAGCCUAGAGGCUGAAGAAGUGCUUCGUGGAAGCAGUGCUGUGAAACGCUCCUCUGAAGUCCCGUUGGAAGAUCUGGAGCGUGAGAUCAGGCAGGACCAAGAAAGGGUUGCUUCAGUUAUGGUUACCUUCCACAAUUGCGAAACAGGGAAUGAUGUUCACAUGCCUCUUGCGAGUUUUGUUGAGCAGGCGUUCCAGGUUUCCAAUUAUGUCCCUUUGCUUUCAGGGCUUGUGGAUUCGGUUCAGUUCGCCCCGAACUCUACGAGUGUUGUUUUGCCGUUUGGGAAAAGGUCGCAUUUGAGACUUUGGAAGCCUAGUUCCGCUGUUGAUGACUCUACCUUGGGUGAGCUUUCAGGAGAUCAGGUCAUGGAAGGCAUGGUCAAAGAAGUCAACAAUUUGAGUCACAUGGAAACUGGGGAUCUGUUGACUGCUUCAGAACUUCAGAGUCUUGAGAAGAGGUUCCCAGGUACCUUGAAGGUCAUCCCUAGUCGUUGGGUCACGACGCAGAAAACACCAACUACAGUGCGAGCUAGGAUUGUCAUCAAGGAUAUUGCUGGCAAGAACUCAGAGUCUGCAAGGGCUUUGGGCAUCUCGAGUCCUACUCCUAGUGCCGAUGCUUUGUUCACGGUUCUUGGGGUUGCAGGUUGCAGAGAUUGCGUGAUUGCAGGUGCUGAUGUAUCUCACGCUUUCAUGGCUACGCCUUUGAGAGAAAGGGAUGUGGUGAUGAGGUUUCCUCUGUCAGUGUCUUCGGUUUCAGGGGAUCCUUUGUAUCUUCACCUCAACAAAGCCCUCAAUGGGCUACGCAAGGCUUCGCAAGAAUGGAUCUACUUCGUAGGGGAGACUGUGAAGGUUUUGGGGCUUCAAAGUUGCAGCUUAGAGCCGUGUCUGUUUUCAGGCAUGCUUGAGUCAGGUCCCUGUUUGCUGUUGGUCUAUGUGGAUGAUUUUCUGUGCAUUGCGCCAACAAAGGAGGAUGCAGAUCACAUCUUUGAGGUGAUUGAGAAGAAAGUUGAACUCAAGAGAACCGGGUUGAUCAAUUCUUCCAAGGAUGGCGGUGGCACUUUGCGGUUUAUUGGUAGGGUUAUCUCCAGGAGAAAGGGGGAGUCCUCUAUCACAGUGUCUUUGCCAGAAGAUUAUUUGGAUGAGACCUUCAAGGCUUAUGGUCUUUCGGGAAAAGGUUCCUCAAGUCCUCCAGAUGUUGCGGUUCAUGUUGAGAAGCAAGAUGGGGUUCCAUUGUCUCCUGAGGCGUAUGCCAGGUUCAGGUCUGCGUUGGGGAAAGUAGCUUGGAUGACGCAGACUCGUCAGGACUUGCGUGCUUAUGUGUCAAUCUUGGCAACGCAGCAAGCCACACCCACGAAUCAUACUGAGCAUGGUCUCCGAGCCUUGCUUCGAUUUCUGAAGAACGACAUGUGCGUGGUUGUGCGGUUGCCUGCUGCGAGUGAUGUGUUGGCUCCCUCGCAACACUACCAAGGAAAGAGGCACCUUGUGUGUUUCUCUGACGCAUCGCAUGCGCCUUUGAGGUGCACGAAGCGCCGUGGAAUCAGUGGAGGAGUGUUGACACUUGAUGGCUGCGUGAUAAAGACUUUGUGUCGUCACCAACAGCUUGUGUCGCUGUCGUCUAUGGAGUCAGAGCUGUUUGCGUUGCAGUCGGUUGCUCAAGAAAUGUCGAGUCUUGGAAAGUUCAUGGCAAGGGUCUUCAUGUCGUUUCGAGAAAGCGAGGAAGUUGAAUUGCCUGGGAUACUUUACAGUGACUCAGAAAGCGCUUUGAAGCUUCUUCGCAAUUUGGACACACCCAGACAAAGCAGACAUCUUGAGAUAAGAGUCGAGUGGCUUAAAGCUCGUGUCGCAGCGGGUUCUUUGGUCCUUGCGUUUAAGAAGGGAAUCGAAAAUCCGUCAGACCUCUUGACUAAAUGUUUGGGGUCCUCGGCUUUCGGGAUACAUCGCGAAGCGUUGGGCUUUGAGUCGCUGUCGGGACCACUUGCGUCUUUGUGCAAUCAUGAGAAGAGAUUGGUGAUGGUUGAAGUGUGCUGUCGACCGCAGUCGAGUGUUCAAGGUGCAUGUCGCAGAGUCGGGAUGAGUUACGUUGGCGUGACUGAGAACAUGCAGAGUGACAGCGUGUUCAAAGAGGUGCGUCGAUAUCUUCUGAACUUUGCGUGUGACUGCGUGUUUGUGCAUGUGUCCACGCCUUGCUCUUCUGGAUCUUACUUGCGUCGGUUCUCUGGCGGGAGCUCGUCGAAGUCGGAUUGGGAAUGGUUUGAGGUGUUUCCUUGUGUGUUGAAGUACUUGAAGCUUGGGAAGCACUCGAGCUUUGAGCUGCCAUGGAACAAUGAGAUUUGGCAACAUGACUUGUGCCAGAAGGUGCUGAAGAAGGCAGGCCACACGUUCGAUGUGCCGGUGAGGUUGUGCAUGACUGGUGUGCUAAGCAUGCAAGUCUGUGGCAAGUUGGGUGGACCGAAACAGGUUUUUACACUCCGAAACUCGCUGAUGCGAUUGUUCGAGGUGCGAACUCGUGCUGCCAUGGUUCUCACGACCGAUGAACGCAGGGAGCUGCGCCGUUUGCUGGAUAAGAUGGAUUCUGCAGAUGGCUUGGCUUCGACUGCCAAUACUUCUAUGACCGAUGGGACCAAGCGUCUCAGAGAUGUGGGUGGAUAUCCAGAGGAUGGGUCUACUGCAUCAGGAUCUGCUUGCGGUGCCCAGCUGCCGAUUUCAAAGGGAAGCGCAAAGGGUGCUGUGAGCACUCCCAAGUGUUAUGAAGACCUCGUCGAUGCAUUCGAGGGGGAAGAGUUUGGGGAUAGCGACAAUGUGAUUGUCGUGAGCUAUGCAGGUACUGAGGUCACCUCGGUGCCACUUCCAAGUAAUCUAUCUAUGGAGGAUUGGGGUCGGACAAUCUGCGAUCUGCCAAAGGUCCAGAAGAAUAAGAUGUGGUUUAAGAAGUCCUAUGCGACCUUGGUCAAGCUUGCCAAGGAGGAUAGCGACCUUGCAAGCUACCUCAAUUGGAUCAAGGAGAAAUUUGGUCGCAAUUAUGAUCCGACGACCUCCUCCAGUCAGUCCUCGGACCUUGCGGGGUAUUUGAUGAGGAUUGGUUUUUCAAAGCAGAAGGGAUUCCAGCGCAAGUUGGCGGAGGAGUAA
Molecule: messenger RNA, 6504 nt
Organism: Symbiodinium sp. CCMP2592
Lineage: Eukaryota; Dinophyceae; Suessiales; Symbiodiniaceae
Source: the annotation of a GenBank genome assembly